UGCAUCAGUGUGUCAAGUCGCAAGUCAAAAGUUGGAGGAAAAAGAUGACUGCCUUCUUCGUCGGUCGUUCUGUCGUCGUCGCGUGAAAUUUGUCCGAAAAAAGUGGCCAAACAGUCGUCGGGUGCCAAUCCGGAAGGUGGUUCCGUGCUUUUAAACAACUGGCCAUCGUCAGGGUCGGUAGUUUUUCGGUGGUGUGUUGUGUUGUGGGGGAUCCGCGGGGAUCGUCACGAAAGUGACAGAAAAUUCUGACCUGGCAAAAAUGUUCAACACCAGCAGCAACGAUCUGCACCCGGAACAGAGCGAGGGCCAGUUUUGUCGAUUGUGCUUCACCAGGUCGGCCGAGCUGUGUCCGCUGUUUCCACCAGCGAGCAUUCCGAACAAGGGGCUGCUUCACAAAAUUUUCGACUGCACCACCAUAACGUUGAGUUUCCGCGACGACCACAAUGCGCAAAUUUGUAACAGCUGUGUCGUGAGUAUUGAAACCUUCUUCAAGUACAAAAUCAAAUGUGUGGAAAAUGACAAAUUUUUGCGGAACCGGCGAACCAAUUUCUUCUCGGGACUUGGUCUCACUGCUGAUACCACCGCUGCUCAAAAAGGUGGCGAUGAUGGAGAAAAGGAAACGGAUAUUUCCAUGAAAUCAGUGGAGGAAGAACAAAAGCCAGCAGAGACCGCGUCUGCGAACUGCCAGGUGAAGGAGGAACCUAUCCAAGAUGAUGACGACGAUGAUGGAUAUUUUAAUCCGGAUCAGUUCCUGGCACAGGAAACACAAAUUGGCGAUAAACAAAUCGAUCAGUCCGUACUGAAUGGCAGUGAUGGGAAUGGCUUUGGCUCAACUAAUAAUUCCGGUAUGGAACGCGGUUGGAAGACAACAGAAUUCUCCCCUCAACUUGGCAGUUCUGUCCUGAAACCCCUUAAGAUAACCGAUUACUCAAAUCUCGAUGGCAAGAGAGGACGGCCACAAACAUUCAUCACUACCGUUCCUACGGAAAGGCUUUUGGCUCGUGUUAAUUUAUUUACUGGCGGCUCAUUUCCCACUACGUCACCAUUGCGCCAGCCUGGGCAACAACCGCAACGGGGCUUCGAAGGUGCAUUCCGUCAACACUUCAACAUCAGUAACGGCGGGCGCACUCCGAUGGCUCAUCCGAUCAAUCCCCGCAAUCCCAUGGGAGGUCGGUUCGAUACGUUCUCGCUGAGUACCAUGGAGCAAACGAAGAAAGUGCAGAAAUUUCUCGAUGAAGGUUUGCGAGACUUGAUCAUACAAGCCGGAACGCCAAAUCCGAACUUUGCUGUGGAUGGCGGUUACACUAACUUCAAAGUCGUCAAAGCCCGUCUCAACUCGUAUAAUUUAAUCUUCGAGGCUAAUCGCUUCUUGCGGCGAAACAAGUCCUGCAGCGGUCUACCAAAGUGGUACUGGGCUUGCAGCGUUAGCGGCUGCCCUGUCAAAAUUUGCAGCUACAAGGGUCGGUUAUUCAAAACCAAUGAUAAGAUCAGCCAUGUUCAUCCGCCGACAGAGACUGACGAAAGUGAGCACGAAGUCGUUCUACCGGACCAGGCUGAUGAGCUGGGAAUCCAACAGGAAUCACCAUUGCCCACGGCGAUGCAAGCUCGUCCCAAGCAACCAGUCGUACAGAUACCGAUUAUUUCGGCAGUGAAGGAAGCUGUGUGUCAAUCGCCCAAACAAGACGAAGUAUAUAAAGACGUCGAUUCCUAUAAAGUGAUUAAGGAGGAAGACAAAAGUGAAGCUCUUAUCUAUAAGGACCACAAGUAUAAACUAGUGAGUAGCGAAACUAAUGGUAUUAGAAUAUGGAAAUGUGUCACUACUUUGGUGAAUGGUGAUGUUUGUGGCGAGUCAAUUCAUCAAUUAGAAGAUGGUAGAAUAAAGCUAGAAAAGUCGAUCAAAAACGAACAACAGGGCGACGAUGACGAAGUAAAUGAAUCUAUCAAUGAGGAAGAUGGCGAUGAUUCAGAGGGAGGAAAACGUAAAAAUCGUUCCCCCAAGGUGGCAGUAUAUGAGGGUUUCCAAUACAAAUACUGCCACGCUAGGCCCGAAGGCACGCUCUAUUGGCGAUGCAUGAUGAAACAGGAUAACAAUUGCCUGGCUUCGUUGCAUACCAAAGCCACAUUUGAAUUUCUUAACUUUAAUGAUCAAACGCAUAAUCACGAUCCUCCAGAUCCCAGCGUAGAAUUGGAAAACGCUGUCAUUUGCCAAAUCAAACCACCAGCAGAGAAGCCACCACCAGCGGCACCUGCACCUGGAUCAACCGAUUUUCAGUUGGUAAAAAGUGGGCAAAAGAGGGAGUUCCUCAUAUUCCAAGGCUAUCGAUACUAUUUCCAGUACGAGUCCAAAAAUGGUAAACGUUCGUAUCGUUGUACGAUGUUCCGAAAUUGUCCAGCCGGAGCGUUUCUCAUGCCGGACAACACAAUUGCAGAGGCUAAAAACUUUGUCCAUACGCAUCCUCCUACAGAAGAUUUGGAAAAGUAUGUUACUAAAGAUAGUUUAAUUACCAGUCCAAUAAAAAAUGUCGAUGGUCAACCGGGGCGACAACAACGGACGGCAGUCGAAACAGGCCAAUUUCCUAAUCUGAAUGAUUCCGUUGCCAAUGCCAGUUCCAGGGAAGAAAUUGCCCGUGCCAACGGAUAUAAAAUUAUCAAAAACUACAAAGGCAAAGACAUCCUCAUUUACAAUGGCUGGAGGUACUUUGUUGACUACAAAAAGAAAAACGGCGGACAGGUCUGGCGCUGUUCCUCCCACAGACUUUGUCGGGGCGCUGUUCAUUUGUUCCCCGAUGGCUCCAUAAACUACGACAAGCUCGUAGAGCACAAUCAUCUGCCUCCGAAGCGAAAUCUAACCACUCCCAAUUUGUCCCUAGAUUCGAGCGGUAUAGCCACCGCAAUCAUGAGCAACAGCUUCCCCGCAGGAAUGCUGCCAGAAUUAGCAUCGAACGCCUACACGCCACCCUAUCACCGUUACAUAUUGCACGAGGGCCAUCGGUUUCGAUUUGCUACCCGGAAGCGCGAGGGUACCAUUUACUGGCGCUGCGCCAUGAGGCUGGAUACCAAAUGCCCGGUAUCGUUCCACACCAAGGAGGACACGUACGAGCUGGUGAGCAUGCGAAAUCAGGAGCACAACCACCCGGUGCCGGAAGUUUGGCCCGAAGUGGCUGGCGGUCAGAUCGACGAGGAGCUCCCCGUAGUAAAGAUGCCACAGGAGGAGAUCGGUACGUCGGACUUUAUCCUGACGAAAAAUUCCAAGGGAAGGGACGUUGUGCUCUACCAGAAUGGGCGCUACUAUCUGGACUACUCUCGGAAGGAUGGCAAGAUAGUCUUCAGAUGUUCGGCAGUGGCGGGAUGUCGGGCCACGGUUCUGCUGCUGCCGAAUAAAACCCUCGUGAUCAACCGGGAACUCAAGCACACCCACGGUUUCCCAUCGGUCAUGGACAACAUGAUGAUUUCGUCGUCUCUCUCACUCAGCAAUCAGAUGAACAAAUUGGACGACGACGUCCAGCUAAUCGCCCCGCCUGAUCCGUUGUGCUUGGACAUGGAGCCGUCGCCGUCGUCAUCGCACCAGCUGCCCAAAUUCAUCAUCCAUCUUGGCUAUCACUAUAAGUUUGUGUCUACGAAUGCCACCGACCGGACGGCCUUCUGGCGGUGUUCAAAUUUUGAGGCCAAGAUGAACUGUCAGGCCUCAGUCUUCACGACGUUAGCCGGAGAAGUGAUACGUUCUAACAACAUUACGCACAACCAUAAAACAGAGGACUACCAUAAUUCAUCGGCCAACAAUAGUUUGGCCAAGCGGAAAACGAUGAUUGGCUCGCGGGACUACAAGAUUAUCAAAAACUGGAAGAAUCGCGACGUGUUGGUCUUUCAGCAGUGUCGAUACUUCUUGCACUACGUUCGGAAGGACGGCCGUAAAGUGUGGCGCUGUUCAGCGAUUCGGAGUUGUCAUGCAGCCGUUUAUCUUGGGGCGGAUGGACGAGUCGAUUUAGUAAAAGGCGAACACGUUCACGAAAUUCGACAGGAGGGUGAACCUCGACGAAGAAAACCCCGAAAGCCACGUUUGGAACUGAUGCCUCCUGAUCUGGUUGUGGGUAAUAAUCAGCACAUGAGCCGAAGUGUAGACGGAAACGGAAUGCCUCAUCCUGGUGGGAAUGGCAGCGAAUGGAUUGACUACAGUGAUUACGGUAUGCAGAUCACUGGCAGCAGUAAUGACAACAACUCGCUGUGGGACAACUUCAACCCUCACCACAUGACUGCCGUGACCGGAGGAGUGCCUCCGAUGGGAGGAGACAAUGGAGAGAAUUUUGACUUCGGCUACCACUCAGUGUUUGGAAAUCAGCCUAACUUCGGCGAUGGAUAUGCAAUGGAAGGAGACGACGAAGUACUUCCACUGGAACCGGAUGUGAGCUUCAAUGAGGAUGAUCACAACUACGAUAACUUGGAGAACCAUCAAGAUCUCGAACCAGUGGUACAGAUGGUUGAGUAAAUCUUCUACAUUUUAAUUUCUUUCGAAAUCGUAGUCGAUGCGGAGUACCAGAGACGUAAAGCUGAAAUAUGAAUCGGUCAGUGGAGACCCACCUACUGGGCUAUUGACGCAUACUACUGCUACGUAUAGUUCCAAUCACUCUACAGCAUGGUACUCCAUAUCGAAGCGUAGUGUAAAAAAGUAAAGUCUUUUUAGCAAAAAAAAACAAAACUUAGAUAAUAAGCGUCUCACCCGCAAAAUUACCUGAACGAAAGAUGUUUAUUUUCGAUACCUAUGUUCUCCAUUUUAUUAGGACUGUUAAACCAUACAAACUCAUUCACACAUCAAGAGCAAGAGUAUUUUUAUAAUUUUAUAAUGCCCCAUUUUUUAUUUAUAAACCAAUUGUGAGAUAGACAAAUAUAAAGCAAAAUGCUCGAAAACAAAACUAGUAAAUAGUCGUUUGGUUUGCGCCACUUUUUAGAGCGCUCGAAGCGCCUGAGAAUGCUUCAAACAAAAUUGAGUUCAUUGAAACCGGUUUGAGCGAAUGCGUAUAUGUUACAGAUGUUGAGUCGAUUUUGGUGUGGAAUGAAUGCAUUUUUGUUUGAAUUAUUUUUCAAGUAUGUGCUUUUACGUAAAGGUCUCGAUCCGGUGGUCGACAAAAGAAACGGUGAAAAAAUAUACUAUUUCUAUUAUAUAGGUAUACCUAUUUUUAUUAGUUUUUAGAAGUCACAACAUUUAUCAAUUUUAUUUUUACGCUGACACUCAUACACAAAACACCACUCGACGUAAAUAAACCAGCACCUUACUAAAAAAACCUUCUAAGGACAAAUGCAAUUUUACAUACCCUUUUCCAAUGUUUAAGUACGACACUACAUCCAACACGAUGCAAAUAUAUUAAUACAAUUAUAUAUGGUAUUUAUUAUUAGCUAGA
Armigeres subalbatus is the source of this 5393-nucleotide messenger RNA. RefSeq lists its product as uncharacterized. Gene Ontology annotation, cellular component: nucleus. The coding region runs from base 260 to 4483 and encodes 1407 amino acids. The record is from RefSeq and is a predicted model, not a curated record. Gene Ontology annotation, molecular function: zinc ion binding. The transcript has 4 exons. Lineage: Eukaryota; Metazoa; Arthropoda; Insecta; Diptera; Culicidae.